Lolium rigidum is the source of this 3626-nucleotide messenger RNA. RefSeq lists its product as uncharacterized. NCBI's taxonomy places the organism in Eukaryota, Viridiplantae, Streptophyta, Magnoliopsida, Poales, Poaceae. The coding region runs from base 293 to 3001 and encodes 902 amino acids. The transcript has 16 exons. Gene Ontology annotation, biological process: protein phosphorylation. The record is from RefSeq and is a predicted model, not a curated record. Gene Ontology annotation, molecular function: protein kinase activity; ATP binding; protein binding.
UGCUCAUCUAAGGUGGUUAGCAUGGGUGUAGCUGCCAGCCAUCACGUGCAGAACCAAUAAUCAAUGUGUCAAGUUGUCAACUGUGAGGUAUACUCUUACUCUGGUUGGUCUUCUUGAUGUGGACCUCUGCUGGACUUAUCUCAUCACACUGAAUCCAGUCUCAUCACCUCUCCUCAUCUCUUCACCUCUCCUCAUCUCAUCACCCUGAAUCCUGUCUGUCCUUGAUCCUCUCUUCUCGUUCGGAAGGUUAUUCUCCCAAGAAGCUAGCAGCGUCCCUACAGAUCUUAAAGAAAUGACUAGCUUACAUGAUGAAUUGGAGAAGAAACUGCAAGAUCCAAAUGCAACACCAAUGUCUCUUCCACUAGAAUUUUUGAAAAUAAUCACAUGCGAUUUUUCCACCGAGUCAGAACUCGGUAGAGGUGGUUAUGGAGUGGUCUACAAGGGAGUUCUUCGGAGUGGGAAAAUUAUUGCUGUCAAGAAGCUGUUCGAAACACUUUUAAAACAUGAGGCGUUCCAGAAUGAGAUCAGUUUUCUUAUGGGGAUUAAGCACCAGAAUGUAGUGCAGUUUGUAGGUUACUGUGCAGAAUCAAAAUGGGAAGCGAUUGAGCAACCAAGUGGGAGUGGGAGACAUAUUUUGGCUGAAAUACAGAAAAGGUUGCUCUGCUUCGAAUAUGUAUCCAACAAAAGCCUCGACAGACAUAUUGCUGAUAGAUCUUUGGACCUUGAGUGGAAUAUUAGAUACAAGAUAAUCAUUGGGAUUUGCAACGGUUUGUAUUUCCUUCAUGAGGAAUGUCGUAUCAUUCAUUUAGACCUUAAGCCUGAAAAUAUAUUGAUGGACUCUAAUAUGAAUCCUAAAAUUGCGGAUUUUGGUCUAUCACGGCUCUUUAGGGAGCAACAAUCAAAAGUUUUCACUGAUAAUCGUGCGGGAACACGCGGAUAUAUGGCACCCGAAUACAUAAACCAAGGCCUAAUCACUAAGAGGGCAGACAUCUUCAGCCUGGGUGUUAUAAUAAUAGAGAUAGUCACAGGGCGUAGGGAAUAUCCAAAUUUCCAGCUCGAUAGUCCUGAGAGUACUGCUACAUCUUGCCAGCAUUUCACGGAGGAAGUACUUGGUAGUUGGAGGUAUAAAUUUGAAUCCAGAGUGAAGUUUAUAUCAAUGGAAAAAUAUAUCCAGCAAGUAAAGGAAUGUAUCAGCAUAGCCUUAAAAUGUGUGGACCCUGGUAUGGAGAAAAGACCUACAGUGAAGGAUGUAAUUCAAGUGCUUAACGCAGUAGACAAGGUGGAAGUGAGCAAAGAGUUGCCUUCAGAAAUGCAGUGCAUGGACAAGUCGCAGGUUCUAGACACUAAUGCAAGCAACGAACACAUACUGCACAGUAUCACUGAAGACAUGUCCAACAUUAAGACAGGUGAUACAGUGGGGGAAGUGAAGAAAUCCCAGGAUUGUUUGCUGCCAACGCCGUUGUGGACGUCAAGCACUAGCAGUCAGACUCAUCAAGAGGCAGCAAAGGAGUCUAGUGAGCCACAGCAAUCAAGUGACAAAACCAGUGAGCUAAUCCCGGACUCCAGCAUGAUUCUUGACAUCCACCCGCUUGAGCUCUGGUUUUUUUUUGAAAAAUAUAAGAUUAUCCCAUGCUCAUUUGACAUAACAAACAAUACAGAUGAAAAAAUGGCAUUUGCGCUUAAAGAGAAGAGCAGUGAAGAGACGUGCUUCUUAAGGAGAUGGCCAACGUUUGGCGUCGUGGACCCGAGGACCACUUACACUCUCGUACUGAUAAUGGAGAAACACUGGGAGCUACCACAACAAAGAAAUGUUGAUUUAAUCUUGCACACCAGUACAUACUGCGAAUCUUCUAGCGACGAAAAUACGUGCAUACAACAUUUUCAGAAUGCGGAACGGUUGGGGAUCACUGUGCAUCAGGUGACUCUAAAAUGUGUUUGUGCGCCUCCUCGAGGAGUGCCAAUAUUUGAGCAGCCAAUCCCACCUUCAAUAAAGAUCAUAUCGAUGGUAGAUUAUUCCACAUUUGGACGUAUGACCGAGUCCGUGGAUGCAAAUCAGACUGAGCCAUUGAUUGCAACAGCUGUUUAUACUGGGUAUGUUUACAUAUGGAACUGUGACACGCAGAAAUAUGUGGGUUCUAUUAAAAUCAAAGAGGCACAUACUGCAGUUCGGUCUUUUAAAUUUAUUGCACGUAACGGAUGGCUUGUGGUUGGAACUACCGAUGGUUUCAUCUGUGUGUACAAUUAUAAAAAGGAAAUGCAAGAAACGACGAGUUUCAAAGCGGGUGAUGAAGUGCAGUCACUAGCCAUUCAUCCAACCAAGUCAUUUGUGUUGUCAGCAUGUACUACUGGAAUAAAGCUUUGGGACUGGGACGGGGGAUGGUUCGGCUGGAAAUGCAUGCGAACUUUUCAGGAACACUCAGGCUCUGUCUGUGCAGUUGCAUUUAACCCAAAGGACCACAACAGUUUUGCUAGUGCAUCUCGAGAUUGCACAAUAAAGGUUUGGAGUCUUGAUUCUCCCAAUUCCAAGUAUACUCUAUAUGGGCAUUCUAGCUGCGUGUAUUCCCUGGAUUUCUUCACACGUGAUGGUCAGCAGUAUUUGAUUACUGGCUCAGGGGACAAGACUGCCAAGGUAUGGGACAUGCACAAGAAAGAGUGUGCCGGUACACUACCUCAUAACUCUGCAGUUAUGUAUGUCCUUUCCCAUCCCACACUUCCAGUUCUAGUAACAGGUACAGAACAUGGCCAUGUUCACUUGUGGAACUCCAUUACUUUCAGGCUCAAGAGAAUACUUGCCAUUGGGAGCCCUUCACGGGUUGAUGGUCUCGCAUGUUUCAAUGAGUCAGGAAGGGUUGUGGUUGCACAUGAUAUGGCACUAUCAGUGAUAGAAAUUCAGGAUGAAGAAGAACAAGGUGGUAGGACGACAUCGGCUUCAUUAAGCUCUUUAUGUGUCGAUCUGAUAAAGAACAAGGUAGCGAUGAUGAAGAAGAAGAACAAGUGGUAGCAGCGGCAAUGACAUCCCCUCUGUUAAGCUACAUACGAGAAGAAUAAGUGACCCGUAAGUUCGCGUCAUAGGUGUUUCCGCCACUACUGACCCGCUACCUGUAGCUUGGUCGACCGGUCGAGUUUGGGCAUGCAUUUUGUCACUCGGGUCAGUGUAGCGCUGAGGAGUGCCACGUCGAGGAGUGCUGUGUGGAAAGGAGUGCUGUGUGGAAAUACAAAGUACGUAAGGGCACGUACAAUGGGGUGACAUCAGCCUUCCCUUAGCUAAGAGAAAAGACAUUUUCUCCAUUGUACGACAUGUCUUCCCUUAGCAACGUAAUUUCCUACCAAUUUUAAUUGAUUACCAUUAAUUGUCAGGGAAGGCUAUAAGAGAUAACGCAUUGUAUGACUUAUAUCUAUUGUCAUCUCUAGAUGAUGUGGCGGCAUAAGGGAAGGCAUGCCUUCUCUACCAUUGUACAUGCCCUAAGAUCAACAUACAUUGACGUCGGUUGAUCUGCCGGGGUUUACCUUCAUUCUCGUCCAUGCAUGUGUGCACGCUAUAAAAAUUCCUUCUACAACAACUAGCGGCUCACCUCCACAAAGGAACGUCAGCGCAUCAAUAUACUCUCUUUUUUGAGAAUAGUGUA